Molecule: messenger RNA, 2898 nt
Organism: Wasmannia auropunctata (little fire ant)
Lineage: Eukaryota; Metazoa; Arthropoda; Insecta; Hymenoptera; Formicidae
Gene: CRMP
Product: dihydropyrimidinase
Exons: 10
Coding region: 289-2103 (604 amino acids)
Biological process (GO): pyrimidine nucleobase catabolic process
Cellular component (GO): cytoplasm; cytosol
Molecular function (GO): dihydropyrimidinase activity
Source: RefSeq, a predicted model, not a curated record
GCAGUCGCAGCGUCAAUCGCAUUCGCCGUUCGCGACUCGCGUUCAGAUUCGGUCGAUGCGUGAUUGCGUGCGGUUUGUGCAGUGUCUUGUCUUGUGUAGUAGCUUUCUCUGGCUUCGCCCGCCUUUUCCUCCGUGUCGAAGAGAGUCGAGAGAAAAGGAGAACGAUUCGACAAAAUUGCAUGCGCGCGUGGAGCGAAGACGAAGACGUGUUUUGCGCGAACGAAAUUAAGUGGCUUGUACACCAAAGAGUAAAUAUUGUGAAAGUGCCGUAGAAGGUGAGCUCGCGAGAUGAGUACUCCGGUGAAGAAGGUGCCGAUUCAUCUACAGAGCGCGCAGAACAGAUUGCUAAUUAAAAAUGGCAAGGUUGUGAACGACGAUGGGAUAAUCGACAGCGAUGUCUACAUCGAGGAUGGCAUCAUCAGACAAAUGGGACGUAAUCUCAUUAUUCCGGGUGGCACGAGGACCAUCGAUGCUCGUGGAAGAUACGUAAUGCCCGGUGGUAUAGAUCCGCACACGCAUUUCGAGUUCGAGUUUAUGGGUACCAAAUCGAUAGAUGACUUUUAUCAGGGCACGAAAGCCGCAGUCGCUGGCGGUACCACGAUGAUCAUCGAUUUCGUGGUAUCGCGAAAAGACGAGAGCCUCCUGGAAGCUUACGAGAGAUACAGACAGUCGGCCGAUCAAAAAGUAUGCUGCGAUUAUGCGCUGCACGUCGCCAUCACGUCUUGGAGUCCGAAGGUCAAAGAGGACAUGGCGAUUUUGGCGAAAGACCACGGCGUCGGUAGCUUCAAAAUGUUCAUGGCGUACCCUGACAUGUUUAUGCUUAGAGAUCCGGAGCUGAUCGAGACUUUCAAGGCGUGCAAGGAGAUCGGUGCCGUUGCUAUGGUGCAUGCAGAGAACGGUGAUCUUAUCGUGGAGAAUACGAAGAAAUUACUGGCCGCAGGAGUAACCGGUCCGGAGGGCCACGAGAUGUCACGUCCCGAAGAGGUCGAAGCGGAAGCUGUGAAUAGAGCGUGCGUUAUCGCGAAUCAGGUGAACAGUCCGUUGUACAUAACGGCGAUUUCAAGCAAGUCGGCUGCCGAUGUCGUGUCGGCGAAGCGGUCGGACGGUAUCAUCGUUUUCGGGGAAACCUUGGCGAGCACCAUCGGUAUCGAUGGUAGCGAGCAAUACGGCAAAGACAUGGAGAGAGCAAGGCGUUUUAUUACUAACCCGCCGUUGCGGCCUGAUCCAACGACACCUGCCUAUCUAACCGAACACCUGGCCCAAGAUAAUCUUCAAGUUAUCGGCAGUGACAAUUGCACGUUCAAUGCCGAGCAAAAGGCGUUAGGCAAAGACGAUUUUACGAAGAUACCCAACGGUGUAAAUGGUGUGGAGGACAGGAUGUCAGUUCUCUGGGAGAAGGGUGUGCAUGCUGGUAUAAUGGACCCUACGCGAUUCGUUGCAGUCACCAGCACGAACGCCGCCAAAAUCUUCAACCUAUACCCUCGAAAGGGUAUUAUAGCCGUCGGUUCGGACGCCGACAUUGUCGUCUGGGAUCCCAACAGGAAACGCACCAUUUCCGCCCAGACUCACGUCCAGGCUGUUGACUUCAACAUCUUUGAGGGUAUGGAAGUAACUGGCGUACCUGAAUACGUGAUUGUCAGUGGACGCGUAUGUGUGGACGAGUGUGAGCUCAAAGCGGUUCACGGUUUUGGAAAAUACGUAAACGCAGAUCCAUUUGGCAGUUAUGUCUAUGAUAUGAUAAAUGAUAAGGAAAAGAUAUUACGUGGAGUCGCAAGAACUGAAGCAGAAGCGAAGAGACAUGCUGAGGAAGACGCUGCGAUUGCAAAGGCUAGAGAAGCAGCGAGAGCGGCAGCUGCGGCACGAGCCAAUCAAAACGGUUCAUUUUACGACAGUCCAAAGAUAAAAUUGCAAGCCCCCACUUGUGUACCUACUUUACCAGAAUCCGCCGUGGUGACACCAUCCACGAAGGGUCCAAGACUCGAAGGACAAAGAAAUCUACAAGAUUCUACUUUCUCUAUCAGCGAGGAUAUCGAAGAAGCACGAAGGGCAUGUAUUCGCGUAAAUAAUCCACCGGGCGGGCGCAGUGCAGGAGGCUUUUGGUAAUUUUUACAAAAAGAAAGAGCAUUAAUCUUUGUGUAUAAGGAUCACUUAAUGCGAAAACUAAAUAGGACUUCACCUCUCUUCUCUUUUCCUUCUACCUUUAUCAUACUCGUUUUAUCUGGUUUAACACACAUAGAUACACACACUUUCUCAUUUCAAGGAGUAUCAACCUGCUUUCACAGGUUUGCUACUCACUAAAUAUUACACUAAUAUCAUUUUCGCAUUGUAAUCCUGUCGACCAAGGUCUCUUCCAUCGAAGGAGGAUACGGAAGUCAUUGGCCAAUAGGUUGUACAUUCGUAUAUUCAUAUUCGUUCAACUUUCGCUUCAUUAUCGCUUCAUUGGCGUACUGAAUCAUUUAUUUUGACUUAUUCCCGAUUUCUAUAUUUAGAAAUUUUCUUUAAUUUUUUUGACAACGUUAUAUUAAUAAAUUUUCUUUAAAAUCUCUUCCGUUAUUUUUCCUUCAAGAUUUAUUUAUUGUUGCACACAUAAAAGUAUACGUAUAUGAUUUGUAUUAUGUCAUAGAGCACAAGAUAUGUAUUUAACAUCUAAGCAAAAUACUAUAUUGGACGAAAUGUUUUUGAAACAAAGACUUAUAAUUUAUAAAAAAGAUAAUUAUUUUAUAUGUGAUUUUAUAUAUAUAUAUAAUAUAUAUAAUGUAUUUUGUAAAAUUUAUUUCCAUGCAAUCGGCAAUUAUAAUUAUUAUGAACAAAUUCUGAUGAUUCCAAGAUAAAGCUUAGAACAAAUUCUUUGUUAUCUAUUAUUAAUUUUGGUACUGAAUAAAAUAAUUUUUUUCUUUA